ACACACACACACUUCAAACAGACACAGAUCGAAAAAACUGAAAAGCAAAAGACCCAGAAAGCAAAUCCCCCAUGGCCAUGGCCUCCUCUUCUACCAAAGCCAUCUUCUCUUCUCCCAUGAUCACCUCCUCUCCUUCUUCACACCCAUCACAAAAGUCACCUUCUCUUCUCUCAUUCCUCCACACCACCACCUCCACACCAAUCUCCUUUAAACUUUCCCAUUCUCGUUCUACUUCCGGCCAGCUGGUUGUCAACAGUGUCCUGAAAACAGUAACAUCACCGGAAACCUCGGCCAUCAACUACCCAAGCCAAGAUCUCAACUAUCCAAGACCCACCAUCUUGGUCUCCGAGAAGCUCGGAGACGCGGGUCUUGAAGUUUUACGUAGUUUUGGCCACGUGGAAUGCUUGUACGGUCUCUCACCCGACGAGCUCUGCUCCAAGAUCUCGUCUUGCGACGCGCUGAUUGUCAGGAGCGGUACCAAGGUGAGUAGACAGGUGUUCGAGGCCUCCAAAGGGCGGUUGAAGGUGGUGGGCCGUGCCGGCGUGGGCAUUGACAACGUGGAUCUGCAGGCCGCCACGGAGUUCGGUUGCCUUGUGGUUAAUGCACCGACAGCCAACACAGUGGCCGCCGCCGAGCAUGGAAUUGCUUUGCUCACUGCUAUGGCUAGGAAUGUCGCUCAGGCCGAUGCGUCCAUGAAGGCUGGAAAAUGGCUACGUUCCAAGUAUGUUGGAGUCUCUCUAGUUGGAAAAACGUUGGCAGUUAUGGGAUUCGGGAAAGUUGGAUCUGAAGUGGCGAGGCGUGCGAAGGGGUUGGGUAUGAAUGUGAUUGCGCAUGAUCCAUAUGCACCGGCAGACAGAGCCCGUGCUCUAGGUGUGGAAUUGGUACCUUUUAAUCAAGCCAUCUCCACAGCGGAUUUUAUCUCUCUCCACAUGCCACUCACUCCUGCUACUUCUAAGGUCUUCAACGAUGAAACUUUUGCCAAUAUGAAGAAAGGAGUUCGGAUCAUCAAUGUUGCCAGAGGUGGAGUCAUAGAUGAAGAUGCGCUUGUGAGGGCCCUCGAUAGUGGCAUUGUUGCUCAGGCUGCUCUUGAUGUGUUCACGGAGGAGCCCCCGCCCACAGAUAGCAAGCUAGUGCAGUGUGAGAACGUCAUUGUCACCCCUCACCUUGGAGCAAGCACAAAGGAAGCACAGGAAGGUGUAGCUAUUGAAAUAGCGGAGGCUGUUGUAGGGGCGUUGAAAGGGGAACUCUCUGCAACUGCCGUCAAUGCUCCCAUGGUCCCUCCUGAGGUUGUGUCAGAGUUGUCACCUUACGUUGUGCUAGCCGAGAAGCUAGGCAGGCUAGCUGUACAGCUAGUGGCCGGAGGCAGUGGAAUCAAAUCUGUAAGGGUUGUCUAUAAAACUCCUCGUGACCCAGAUGACCUGGACACAAGACUUCUCAGGGCCAUGAUCACAAAAGGCAUAAUCGAACCGAUAUCAGACUCAUUUGUUAACCUGGUGAAUGCGGAUUUUACUGCAAAACAAAAAGGCCUCCGCAUAAGUGAGGAAAGGAUAGCUGUUGACUCGUCGCCGGAGUUACCUGUUGACUCAAUUCAGGUGCAAAUAUCGGAUGUGGAGUCUAAAUUUGCAAGUGCUGUUUCAGAUAUUAACGGAGAUAUAAGCAUUGAGGGGAAAGUGAAAUUCGGAGUACCCCACCUGACAUGUGUGGGAUCCUUUCCCGUGGACGUGAGCCUGGAAGGAAACCUGAUUUUGUGCAGGCAGGUGGAUCAACCGGGCAUGAUUGGGCAGGUUGGAAACAUACUGGCUGAGCAGAAUGUGAACGUGAGCUUUAUGAGUGUGGGAAGGACCGUCCUGAGGACAAAGGCUAUUAUGGCGAUUGGUGUGGAUGAAGAACCAGAUAGGGAAACGCUUGGAAAAAUAGGGAAGGUGGGGGCCAUUGAAGAGUUUGUGUUCCUCAAACUGUAGAAGAGAAAUAUGUUGAGUACGUUGUGUUGUUUAAGGAUGCCCACAUAGGUUUUACAGUGGAUGAGAUGUGAAUAAUAGUUGGCCGCUUCACAAAUAAAGCAGUCAGCACAUGAAUGCCCGUCCAAGAUUGCCUGAAUUUGAGUUUAGUCCAGAUUUUGUAAUGUUCUUCUGUCACCCUGCAAUACUAGAAAGCAGGGGUGUUAGUUUCAUAUAUUCUCUGUAGUAAGGUGGAGCAUUUCUUCAUCCCCUUGAGUGAUUUUUGUUGUUGUUGUACUUUAUGUUUUUCUUGCUGGUUGUGGUAGCUAGGAGUGGUUUUUUGUGGUAGUGUAAUUCUUCUGUGAAUUGACAUAUUAUUAAGGCUCAGUUUCAUUUGAAUGUUUUUCCUCGGAAAAUAGAUAACAAUUUCUGGUA
This is a messenger RNA of Alnus glutinosa, 2372 nucleotides long. RefSeq names its product D-3-phosphoglycerate dehydrogenase 2, chloroplastic-like. NCBI's taxonomy places the organism in Eukaryota, Viridiplantae, Streptophyta, Magnoliopsida, Fagales, Betulaceae. The transcript is spliced from 5 exons. The record is from RefSeq and is a predicted model, not a curated record. Gene Ontology annotation, molecular function: phosphoglycerate dehydrogenase activity; NAD binding. Gene Ontology annotation, biological process: L-serine biosynthetic process. The coding region runs from base 72 to 1961 and encodes 629 amino acids.